Messenger RNA from Mustela erminea (ermine), 4726 nucleotides. RefSeq names its product anoctamin 8 (gene ANO8). Gene Ontology annotation, molecular function: chloride channel activity. Bases 503 to 4321 code for a protein of 1272 amino acids. Gene Ontology annotation, cellular component: plasma membrane. The record is from RefSeq and is a predicted model, not a curated record. Gene Ontology annotation, biological process: chloride transmembrane transport. The transcript has 19 exons. NCBI's taxonomy places the organism in Eukaryota, Metazoa, Chordata, Mammalia, Carnivora, Mustelidae.
GCUACCUGGAAUCUCCCCCAACCAGGCCCGCCCCCUCCCACGUCCUGCCCUAGUCAAAUCACGCCCAACGCAAGAUUCCAAGCCUCGCCUUUGUAGAUGGAGAAAACUAAGGCUGGAAGGCGGAGAAUCCAGUCCCGGGACGGGCGGGGACGAGACCCAGAAUUGAACGCGGGCGGGGACACAUCCUUGGUGACUGCAUCUUCGAUGCGGGCGGAGACGAGCAGCAGAAAGCGAAGUGGGCGGGCGAGAACGGAAUCUAGAAAACAACACGGGCGGAGUCGAGAACCCAAGAGCGACGUGCGCGGGGACGAGAAGGAGAAUCGAGGUUCCGCGCGGGCGGAGACGAGAAGCAGCGCUCGGGCACGCGGGGACGGCGGCCGGCGCGGGCGGGCGCGGCCUUUGUCUCCACCUCCAGCUCGCUCCGCGGCUGCACCGGCCCGAUGAGCCCGCGGCCCCCAGGCGCUCGGGCCGCCCGCAGCCCCUGACCUGGCCUGCGCUCACCAUGGCCGAAGCCACCUCCAGCGCCGGGGGCACGUCCCUGGAGGGCGAGCGUGGCAAGAGGCCCCCGCCUGAGGGCGAGCCUGCAGCCCCGGCGUCUGGAGUUCUGGAUAAGCUUUUUGGGAAGCGGCUCCUGCAGGCUGGUCGCUACCUGGUAUCUCACAAGGCGUGGAUGAAGACAGUGCCUACGGAGAACUGCGACGUGCUGAUGACCUUUCCAGACACGACUGAUGACCACACGCUGCUAUGGCUGCUGAACCACAUCCGCGUGGGCAUCCCUGAGCUCAUCGUGCAAGUCCGCCACCACCGCCACACGCGUGCCUAUGCCUUCUUCGUCACCGCCACGUAUGAGAGCCUACUUCGAGGAGCCGACGAGCUGGGUUUGCGCAAAGCGGUGAAGGCCGAGUUUGGCGGGGGCACCCGAGGCUUCUCUUGCGAGGAGGACUUCAUCUACGAGAAUGUGGAGAGUGAGCUGCGCUUCUUCACCUCCCAGGAACGCCAGAGCAUCAUCCGCUUUUGGCUGCAGAACCUACGCGCGAAGCAGGGUGAGGCACUGCACAAUGUGCGCUUCCUGGAGGACCAGCCAAUCAUCCCUGAGCUGGCGGCCCGUGGGAUCAUCCAGCAGGUGUUCCCGGUCCAUGAGCAGCGUAUCCUGAACCGCCUCAUGAAGUCAUGGGUGCAAGCUGUGUGUGAAAACCAGCCUCUAGAUGAGAUCUGUGACUACUUUGGAGUGAAGAUUGCCAUGUACUUUGCCUGGCUGGGCUUCUACACAUCAGCGAUGGUAUACCCAGCCGUCUUUGGCUCCGUCCUGUACACAUUUACGGAGGCUGACCAGACAAGCCGGGAUGUAUCGUGUGUGGUUUUUGCCCUCUUCAACGUGGUCUGGUCAACCCUGUUCUUGGAGGAAUGGAAACGGAGGGGGGCAGAGCUGGCCUACAAGUGGGGGACGCUGGACUCACCUGGGGAAGCUGUGGAGGAACCACGACCUCAGUUCAGGGGUGUCCGGCGCAUUAGCCCCGUGACAAGGGCUGAGGAGUUCUACUACCCGCCCUGGAAGCGGCUGCUCUUCCAGCUGCUCGUGAGCCUCCCCUUGUGCCUCACCUGCCUGGCCUGCGUGUUCCUGCUCAUGCUCGGCUGCUUCCAGCUGCAGGAGCUGGUGCUGAGCAUGAAAGGGCUGCCCCGUCUUGCCCGCUUCCUGCCCAAGGUUGUGCUGGCCCUGCUGGUCAGCGCCAGUGCUGAAGGCUAUAAGAAGCUUGCCAUCUGGCUCAACGACAUGGAGAAUUACCGGCUGGAGAGCGCCUAUGAGAAGCACCUCAUUAUCAAAGUCGUCCUGUUCCAAUUUGUCAACUCCUACCUGAGCCUCUUCUACAUCGGCUUCUACCUCAAGGACAUGGAGCGCUUGAAAGAGCUCCUGCUCGUCCUGUCCCUGUCCCAGAGCCUCGAGCGGCAGCUUCGGGCGGUGCUGGUCCCGCUCGCGGCCCUGCGGUUCCGCCUGCUCCUCCUCUCCCUCCGGGGCCUCCUGCUCGUGGCCCGGGCCAAAAUGCUGGCCACUCUGCUGAUCACCCGCCAGUUCCUCCAGAACGUGCGCGAGGUCCUGCAGCCGCACCUGUACCGGCGGCUGGGCCGCGGCGAGCUUGGCCUGCAGGCAGCCUGGGAGCUGGCCCGUGCCCUGCUCGGCCUGCUGAGCCUCCAGCGCCCCGCACCCCGUCGCCUUGAACCCCAGGCUGAAGAGGGGGGUGGCGGUGGUGGCGGCGGGGGCCGUAGGUGUCUCAGUGGGGGCUGCGGGGCCCCCGAGGAGGAGGAGGAGGCACCAGUGGAGCGGAGGCCCGCAGGGGAAGGGGGGGAGGUGGGGGAUGGGUCUCGGGGGGGCAAGGAGGACGAGGACGAGGAGGAGGAGGAAGAGGAGGAUGAGGAAGAUGACGAGGAGGAGGGCGAGGAGAGCAGCCUCCUGGACUGCGGGCUCCGGCUGAAGAAGGUCAGCUUUGCUGAACGAGGGGCCGGGCGGCGGCGGCCUGGCCCCGACGCCAUCCUGGAGGAGGGGAGCCCCACCAUGGUGGAGAAGGGGCUGGAGCCGGGAGUAUUCACGCUGGCCGAAGAAGACGAUGAGGCUGAAGGGGCUCCCAGCAGUCCUGAGCGGGAGCCCCCGGCCGUCCUGCUCCGCCGGGCUGGGGGCGAGGGCCGUGACCAGGGGCCAGAUGGGGGCCCAGACCCAGAGACCGGCUCGGGUGACUCAGGCAGGAGGCAGCGGCGGCAGAAUCGGUCGUCUUGGAUUGACCCACCUGAGGAGGAGCACUCACCCCAGCUCACCCAGGCGGAGCUUGAGAGCUGUAUGAAGAAGUACGAGGACACCUUCCAGGACUACCAGGAGAUGUUCGUGCAGUUCGGCUACGUUGUCCUCUUCUCAUCGGCCUUCCCCCUGGCUGCUCUGUGCGCCCUGGUCAACAACCUCAUCGAGAUCCGGAGCGACGCCCUCAAGCUGUGCACAGGGCUGCAGCGGCCCUUCGGGCAGCGGGUGGAGAGCAUCGGCCAGUGGCAGAAGGUGAUGGAGGCCAUGGGCGUCCUGGCCAUCGUGGUCAACUGCUACCUGAUUGGCCAGUGCGGGCAGCUGCAGCGCCUCUUCCCCUGGCUCAGCCCGGAGGCAGCCAUCGUGUCCGUGGUGGUGCUCGAGCACUUUGCCCUGCUCCUCAAGUAUCUCAUCCACGUGGCCAUUCCCGACAUCCCAGGCUGGGUGGCUGAGGAAAUGGCCAAGCUUGAGUACCAGCGCCGGGAGGCCUUCAAGAGACACGAACGCCAGGCCCAGCACCGCUACCAGCAGCAGCAGCGGCGGAGGAGGGAGGAGGAGGAGCGCCAGCGCCAUGCAGAGCACCACGCCCGGCGAGAGCGCGAUGCCGGCGGCCGGGAGGAGGCCCGGCCCGAAGGCUCUGGGCUGGACCCCGCUGCCCCUGAGAAGGCCUCCACCAAGGCCAAGGGCAGCGGGGCGGGUGGCCACGGGCAAGAGCGGCCCAAGCGCCCGGGGUCCUUGUUGGCACCCAACAACGUCAUGAAGCUGAAGCAGAUCAUCCCGCUGCAGGGCAAGUUCCUGUCGUCUGGGGCGACAUCCUCACUGGCCAGUGCAGGGGCCGGCCCUGCCGCCCGGCCACCCCCUGCCCAGUCACCCACGGGGAGUGACACCCGCCUGCCAGCCUUCCUCAGCUUCAAGUUCCUCAAGUCGCCUGAGACCCGGCGGGACCCAGAACGCAGCCACUCACCGCCCAAGGCCUUCCACGCUGGCAAGCUCUUCCCUUUCGGUGGGGCCCGGGCUGACACCGGGUCCAACGGGGCAGGUGGGCAGGCCCGGCUGGACGGGACCCCCGGCGGCAGCGGUGGCGGCGGCGGAGGCCGAGCCCAGCGGAGUGGGCCGGCAGACGAGGCUGCGGCUGAGGAGCCGGACGCCCCCCGGCCUGAAGAGGAAGGCUCAGGGACAGCGCUGGCCCCCGUGGGCGCCCCUGCCCUCCGCACCCGCCGCAGCCGGAGCCCCGCGCCACCGCCAACGCCGCUGCCUCGGCCCCCGACGCCGCCCGCAGGCUGCUGGCAGUGGGACGGGCCAUGGGGCUGCGGGGGCGAGGGCGCCGCCCCCCGCCAGGCCCCCGCCCCCGUCGCAGCCGAGUGUCCGCCCUGCGCCCUCGCCGGGCCCCCGCCCGCCCCGCAGCCCCUGCCGGGGGACGCCAGCUUCUACAGCCUCCCGCCCCCGCCGCCCACCUCUGAGCCCUUCGAGCCCCCGGCGCCCUCGCCCAGCCCCAGCCCCAGUCCCCAGGCCGUGUGCUGGCCCAGCGGCUGGCAUUAGCUCCACCCGCCCGCCCUGCCUUCCUGUUCUCAUAUGCAAUAUCAGUCCGUGGACCGGGGCGGCGGCCGCCACCCAGAAAACGCGCUUCGGCCCGACGGCCCCCAGUAUUGGCUGCUCUCCUGGGGCAGGGCUGGGGGCCGGGCCCCCCCAUCUGCCGUUUUCCUUUCGACCCGGAUGGGGAAAACGAAAGGAAACCCCAAAAAACCAACAGAAAACACACAGAAUAGGCGAUUAUUUAUUUGUUUUUAAUUUAUUUUGUCAUAUUUUUGUAAAACGGCAGAAAUGCAAUAAAAAGUAUAUUUCAACAGUGCCCGAGGACAGAGCAGUGGAAGGGGGAUCAAGGGGGCCCAGUGACUUGUAGUUGGUGCUGGCUUUUGGGGGACCUAGCAGGCCUAGGGUGGGGGC